ACACGUAGGCCUUAUAUCGUAUUCUCCAAAGUUGGUACAUCAACCAAAUCUACUUCAGAGGGGAACGAUCAAAAAAUACGGACAAGCCGGCAAACAAAACACGGAAACUUUCUGUGGAUUUAAUUUCCUAAAAAUGCCGCCAGAGAUGACAUGGAACGCAACUUUAGCUGUUCCACUUUUAAGGCAGAUCGUAUCAUCGUUAUACCACGGGUUGGUAUCUUAUAAAUAGGGCACCUUGACAGCCCGGGCCGGGAGCUUGCAAGAGCUAGCAGAAGGCGAGAGACUGAACCACCGACCAACCAACCACAACUCAUUUUGCCAGAAGAUUCGACCGAGGAGGCCUAGACAGCAGAAGCAACUUCGCAAGAUGAAUGCCCACAGUGCCACUGCUCUAGUGGCCGUAGCGGUCAUCAUCAUGACCAUUGGUAUAGAUGCUGAUCGCAAACACUGUUUCUGCGAUCUUCGAUGGUCUACCACUCAGCUGGUAUCCGGGGACAGCGUCAACAGUCUGCCGGUCCUAUACGACCUAACGAAUCCGUACUACACUCAUUUCAUACACGUCGGAUGCUCAAGAGUCCUGGAACACUGCCCUGACGACUGUCUGGCAAACGCCCAUGCUUCGAUGGGAGGCGCCACGAUGACGAAUCAAUCCGGCCCGGACGCGUGCAUUUCUGCGGCUACCAACGCGCCUCCGGGCAGUCCGAUCUACGUGUACGCGUCGUACGACCCCAGCGUGUGCGGAGAUCGCUCGUGGCAGUACAUAGGCCCGCUGUGCUGCUGGGAGAUUUCGUUUCCGGGGUACGAAAGCUUCUUUCUGUACAACCAUGAGUGCAAUGAUUCCUGCCCGCCGAAUAACCCAAGUUGCUAAGUUACAAGGACAUAUUAGGGGCCAUUUAAAUGAUGCGCGUACGGUACACGUAUACAGUUCAGGAAAAAGUUGCCGAUUACAUAACCAAUUUCUGUGGUAAUUUCACUAGACACAUGCAUACAUACAAGUCAACAUUUUGUUGUGAGACAAAACAAAACACACCCGCAAAACUGUGAUUUAACAGGCAGCAUUUAGCGAGUGGCAUACGUCUCGUUUUCGCGUCACUCCUGAGUUUCAGCUAUGAACUCUCUAUCACAAACUGUAAAGAAAUCGGUGGAAGCAAAAAGUGAAUUGUUAACUAUUAA
Patiria miniata (bat star) is the source of this 1173-nucleotide messenger RNA. RefSeq lists its product as uncharacterized. The coding region runs from base 368 to 868 and encodes 166 amino acids. The record is from RefSeq and is a predicted model, not a curated record. Lineage: Eukaryota; Metazoa; Echinodermata; Asteroidea; Valvatida; Asterinidae. The transcript is spliced from 2 exons.